UUACUCUCUCUUACCGGUGUAAAUUCGACCCGAGACCUGGUUCAAUAUAUAUUUAUUCUGAUUUUGCAGGAGAGUUGCAAGAAAUCAUUAGUUUGUGUUACUGUUAGUAUUUCAUGUCUCUUGUGUAAAUCUUAUAAAGAUUAUAAUUCUUCCGUUCUCUGUGAUAAAGAUUUAACCUUUUCCCAUUUAAUUGUAAUUAUAUUCUUCUUUCAAUAGACUCAUUCAACUACCACUGCAUGGUGGGGUGAAUGGCAGAAGGGACCUUGUUAGCUGGUUUUGAUUGUCCCUUUGCAGAGCUUCCGGGUCAUGUAUUGAUAGAGAUCUUGAUCCGUGUUCCGGUUGUGGAGUGGGGGCAGCUAUCGUGUGUUAAUAAGUACUGGGCUAAUUUGUUUCGCGAGGAAUGCUUGUGGCACGCUGCUCUUGCCAGGUGUUUCCCUUUAUCUGGUCAUCGUAAAAGGUGGCCUGGCCCUAUUCCUCGCGGAAUCAGUAAAAGGAGGUUUGUUGCUCUGUAUGUGAGUAAAUUCAUCAUGUUGCCGGUAGAAGAAGAAGAUGAUGAACUAAGUGAGAUUGUAGGUCAUACAUACUUGUUCUUAAAAGAGCAGCUUCACAUUUCAACCAUGCCUCCUCCAUCUGGGAUACUUCAUGGAACUAUUAUAGGUGCAGAUCAGUUUAUAGCGUGUGGAAAGUCAAGGGACAGGGCACAUGAGCUUGGUUGUAUGAUUUGGUUGGGUGUUAUUGAAAAUUUGGAGGACAAUCAUCGCACCUUUCUGUUACUGAAACGUCUUGCAAUGGAGGGAGGAGAUCAUGUGGUGUUUCUGGCAUAUCCGUAUUCGAGGUCGCACCGAGUUGAGUGGAAGAUAUACGAGAGGCUUCUGACAGAUUUUAGAGACUGCAUGAGUAAUGAAGAAUACUAUGAUUUAUUAGGUUGUGCAAAACAAAAGUUUCAGGCAAUACCAGCAACAUGGCUAGGCCACUGAAGGCAACAGUAAUAGUGUUAUUAAUGUGAAUGUAUUAUUAGUAUGAAUGUAUGAUGUUUGUUGGUGAAUGAAGAAACAUCAUGUGAAUAUAUAAUGAGAUUUUAGCUUUCAGACAAGCAAGCAGGAAUGAUUUUAGCUCUCU
Erythranthe guttata (spotted monkey flower) is the source of this 1119-nucleotide messenger RNA. NCBI's taxonomy places the organism in Eukaryota, Viridiplantae, Streptophyta, Magnoliopsida, Lamiales, Phrymaceae. The record is from RefSeq and is a predicted model, not a curated record.